AUGCCAUCUGGCUCGGCGCCUCUUAGCGGGCUAGUACCGCCUAAAGUGCUCCCCGAGUCGCCCCCCCGCGCCUGCUUUCGGGGCUGGUCCGCGACAAGAAUAGCCACGGAGGGCGCCAAUCUCUUCUGCGAGCGCUGGGGACGAGGCCGCGCUCAUCGUCUCUCGUUCAGUUCCUGGGACUUCCAUUCGUUCUCGCGGCGUGUCUUGUCUUGCGCGUCGCCUCUCGCAACCGGCACGACUUCGUCCAUCGCGCCUGUUCCCAUCGCGACCUGCGUCGUCCGUUGCAAUUUUCGCUCUAUCCGAAACGGUUCCGCUGGGCUCGUGUCGCUCGCUGCCACCGCCUCUACUUUCGCUUACCUCGCUGCUGAGCGCCUUAUUCUUACCCUUGGGAACCAUCGAUCGUUUGCGUCUGCCUCGAUCGAUUUUCCCCUCUUGGCCCCGAGUCCGACUUUCAUCGAAUCCAUCCAUCUAUUACUCGUCCUUCAACGGCCGGCACAAGCUCGUUGCGAGUGGGCCGUCGUGGUGGAAGCUGGAUUUGAUUUGAUUAGCACCUGCUUAGGCACUACGGAGCACUGCGACCGCUAA
Molecule: messenger RNA, 585 nt
Organism: Trichoderma aggressivum f. europaeum
Lineage: Eukaryota; Fungi; Ascomycota; Sordariomycetes; Hypocreales; Hypocreaceae
Exons: 2
Coding region: 1-585 (194 amino acids)
Source: RefSeq, a predicted model, not a curated record